Molecule: messenger RNA, 815 nt
Organism: Antechinus flavipes (yellow-footed antechinus)
Lineage: Eukaryota; Metazoa; Chordata; Mammalia; Dasyuromorphia; Dasyuridae
Gene: MRPL54
Product: mitochondrial ribosomal protein L54
Exons: 3
Coding region: 33-443 (136 amino acids)
Cellular component (GO): mitochondrial large ribosomal subunit
Molecular function (GO): structural constituent of ribosome
Source: RefSeq, a predicted model, not a curated record
GACGAAAAUAGUAUCCGCCACGGGAGGACGUUAUGGCCGCGCGCUUUGUCUUCGGAGUUCCCUGGACCUUGGGGAGCUUACGUGGAUCGUCUUUUCGGGGUCUCAGCGCCCCUUGUGGCCUCUGUUUUAGGGGGUACGCUAAAAAACCGGGAGUAAAAGGAGGCAAAGGCAAAGGGUUACCUGCAGAGGCCCUGAAGGACCCAGAAGUAUGUAAGGACCCAGUAAUGCUCACUACUCACGCCAUGGGGGUCAACAUCUACAAAGAGGGCCCUGAAGUGACCCUGAAGCCGGACGCAGAGUAUCCUGACUGGCUUUUUGAGAUGAACCUGGGGCCGCCCAAGACACUGGAGGAGCUAGAUUCUGAAAGCCGGGAAUACUGGCGACUCCUGCGCAAACAGAACAUCUGGAGGCACAACAAGUUACACAAGAACAAGAAACUGUGACAGAGGACAUUGUGGGCAGCAUCCCUCCUUGUUCCUGUGAUGGGAUAUCUUCUGGGGACCCCUCACUAAACAGAGCCUCUCCUCAGAACAGGACUGUGGGCAUCAGGGGAGGAGGGGGCCAGAGGCCAUAGAGAAAAGGGUUUUCUCCCAAGAACUCUGUAUUGGGGGGAGGGGAGGACGCGGAAAGAGAGCAAGACGUGGAAGAGAAAGCUCUUUCCCUUCUAUUCUUGGACUGUGAUUCUUCAAGCCUCCCUCUCAUUUUGCUUUCUGAGAGUCCCAGCAGCCCCUUGUGCUGAAGCUGGCUGAGAAGGACCUGGGCCCAGGCAGGUGAAUAAAAACCCUCCCAGGAGUUUCUUUGGGAGCAGAAUGACA